Messenger RNA from Frankliniella occidentalis (western flower thrips), 2717 nucleotides. Its product is annotated as putative inorganic phosphate cotransporter. Gene Ontology annotation, biological process: monoatomic anion transport; transmembrane transport. NCBI's taxonomy places the organism in Eukaryota, Metazoa, Arthropoda, Insecta, Thysanoptera, Thripidae. The record is from RefSeq and is a predicted model, not a curated record. Gene Ontology annotation, molecular function: transmembrane transporter activity.
UGGUGGUGUAUGGCUCCUGACGGUGAGCCACCCCGGACGAUAAGGGCAAUACUAUAAGGGUGACUCUGGGAGUGCUUCUCUGGCCAGUGUCAGUGCUGCACCGUGCCGACACGGUGCAUAGGGGCAGUCCUAACUCCGCAGGGAAGCGUUAUGGACGUGAUCAAUGUGGACCCGGCUGCGACCAUGGUGACAGAGACCGUGGUCAGUAACGCUGCCAAGGAGCUGGAGGCGAGGCAGCAGCCGCAGGAGAAGGACAUCCCCCCGCCAAGAGGACAAUAUGGACCUGCAAUUGCGCUCAUUAUUGCGUCCUACACUGGCUGCAACCCUGUACUCACAGUUGCCAUUUUAACCCUUGGAAUGGGCAUGAAUGGCGGCAUUUAUUCAGGUUUCAAAGUAAAUCACCUGGAUAUUUCUCCCAGAUUUGCUGGCAUUCUGAUGAGUUUCACUAAUUGUACUGCAAAUCUUGCUGGACUGUUAGCACCUGUCACGGCUGGCUACAUAAUACACGGCAGGCCAACUCAAGCAGCAUGGAGAGAAGUUUUCUUCAUAUCAGCUGGUGUUUAUGUCUUCUGUGCUACGUUCUACCUAAUAUUUUCAUCGGGUGAAAGACAAGCUUGGGAUGAUCCCAGCCUCGACGCACCUCGACGAGAUCCUGAGGCAAAUGGAAAUGGUCAUACCAAGAAACUUAAUGGUGUUGACAACAAUGGAGCAGCAAUAGAAGAAACACAGCACUAAAUUGGGGUUUGUGUUAAGGUCUUGCCCUUAGCAUGGCUAAAUGUCAGGCAGAGUAAAUUCAAUCUACCAUGUAAUGUAAGCGGCUUGCUGCUUGUAAAGUGGCAACAUUUCGGAUAUGCACGUUUCAAUUAUGCUGCAAGAUAUUCAAUUUUAUCCUUUGAUAAUUAUCGUACUGUUUUUGACUGGUAUGUUUUGAGCAAAAUAGGUCUCUUGGCAUACAUACCUUUUUAUGAUAUUAGUAGUACAUCUACCUUUAUUUCAACUGUUACUGAUAUCAAAAGCAUUUUGUGAGGAAACAACGUCGCCAUAGUGAGCUUAUUUAUUUUCUUACAUUAAGAAUAUGCAAAAUGUGGUGGUUAUGUUCUGAAAAGUUUUUCUACAAAAAUGUACAGUAGAGGCUUACAACAGUAUUGAGAGUUUGAGUGAAAGUAAGAGUGUGCAUUUAAUUGUCAUCUUUUCCUUUAAUGAGCAAUUCAAAUUGUUUGUAAAGGUGGUGAGCUGUAAAAAUGUUAUGGUUUGUGAUAUUUUAUACUCCCAGAUUAUCAAUGUGAUUGAAAGGUGUGUCUGUAAAAUCAGAAAAUAUUUUAUAAAGCAAGACUUACAUUGGUAAUGUUGUGAGUAGUACUAAGCACAAUUAGUAUUUCCUUCCUAUCAACAGGAGUAUUUUUAUCCCUUGUAGUUGCCUGUGGCAGAGGUUGGUUAUUUUAUCUAUCUUUUUGACCUGAUAGUUUCAGAAGUUUUCCUGCCAUCGUAAGUUAGUUAGUUUAGGUAAGAUAUUAGCUGUGAUACUCAUCAGAUUUAAUGUAUAACUCAUUUAAAUGAAUGAAGGUCUUUUUAACUAUGCAUGGUUUGUAAACAUCUGGUGCUUCUCAUUCUAUGUUAAGAACCAAAAUUUACCGAUUGUCGUAAAUGUUUAUGUUGUAGUUAUUCACAAAUCAAAUGUUUGAUUUUAUUUUUCUGGAUCAUCAUCAAUUAAACCCAAACACCUUGAGUUUAUGAUGUGGUUUUGUUGUAUUUUCUUUGUUAAACAAUUUCACAGGCACUAUUGCAACAAACAAGAAACAGUAAUCAAUAAAAUGUAGAUUCCAAACAAGUCUAGCAUCUUUGAAACACAAAAGUGCUCCCUACUUGUUUUUUAUUGGUUGUUGUCUGAGGAAAUAUGAAAUGAUAAUUAUUUUUUCUUAAAAUACAAAUAGUCAUCCUACUGAAAAGUUUGGACACAAUUACAAAGAUAAUUUUUCAUUUUUUUGGUGUAAAGAAAGUAGUUAAACUACAACCCCUUUUUAAAUAAUUUCUGCCUGUAAAUUGGUGCUUUACAUAAGUCCAAAUUUAUAAGAAAAUAAAUUUCUUAAGUAAUAUUCAUGCUGUAAAUAGACUAUAAUUUUUGGUUUGCUGUUUACAUACAGCAUCUUUGAAGUAUUUUCAGUAUUAAACAUAUUAGAGAGAACCAGAAGGGCAAAGUAUAGGUGUUGAAGUAAAUUGUUGUCAAAGGGUGGUAUUCUAUUGAAUGUGCAAAGCUGUCAUGAAUCAUUUGUCUUAAUCUAAUUAGGACAAAUGUACACUAUUUUGGCUAUAGGCCCAGUUUGUAUCAAAAUGCAGGCUUGUGCCCUUAGUGAAAAGCUUGUUUAAAAGCCUCAAAAACUACGCGCUUGGCAUAAGUAUUAAAUGCGGUGUGUAAUUGUUAUGUUGUACAAAUAAAACUAGAACUUGAUAAUUUCAAUGUUCCUUUGAUAUGUUAACCAGAUUGGGUUACAAAUUGUUUAAUGAGGUGGUAACUGUUAAAAAGGAAGCCCUUCGAUAGUUCAGUUGCCAUAACAUUGAAUUUUUAUGAGACCUUGUUACCAGUAGUCAAUGUGUCUGACUAGCACCUAUCCUCUGUAUAUUUUUCUAAUUUAAGAUAAUUGUUAAAAUAGAUAAUCAGAAAAAAGGGCACAAUUAAUUAUUCUGUAAACAAAAAUAAAACACUUUUUUAUUUAAAAAUA